GACAACUAAUUGCUUGCUGGAAUGAAAAGCCGAUUAACACUGGCGCGAUCUCGUUUUCUGUUCAUGGUUUAGAUCCAACGAUUCAUAAACCCUAAAUUCAAUCGUUCAUCAAUUCGCUUUACUUCCUAAUUUAUCCAGCUUCAAUUCCCGAAAAUUUCCGAUUUUGGAUUCAUUGCAUCUCAUUUCUCGUUUCUGAGCAGCAACUCGGGCGCUGUACUGCGUCAAUCCUAAGCCUAAUAGGAAGGGAUAGCUCAAUUUGAAGAUUCCGCUAGAAAAAUGAGUUUAUUGGCUUCGUUUCGAUUGAAAUGAUCGGAACAAGCUAGAAAAUUUGGGUGUAGAGAAGCUGGAGGUAUUGUGGAAUGGAUAAAAAUGAGUUUAUUGCAAUUGUCUUCGUAUUCCUAUUUGUUUCUACCACUUGCAAUGCCUCUUCAGUUUUUCAUCUACGGAAAUUGAUUGCUACUGAGGAGAAUAAUGCCUCUGCAGCUUCUCAGGUUUCGCCAAUUGCCAGCCCAGAUAAUGGUUCGAGUACGAAUACAAGUUCGAUAAACACAGAAAAGCCUCAAUUAGAGAAGGAGAAGGAAUCUGAAAAGCCUCAAUUAGAGAAGCAGAAAGAAUCUCAGGCGGGCAAUGAGACUAGUAGUAAUGCAACAUUGCCAGUUGAUCCGAAAGGAUCAACCGACAAUGGCACUAAAAGUUUAGGUGCUCCUAGCCCGCCUGCAGGUGAGAAGAAGGGCAGUGGAGUUGAUGGAGGCAAUGUGAAGGCCAAUGCGACCAUGCCAAAUUCGAACGACAAUGUCAGCUGCAAUGGAUCAAUUAGUAGUUGCAAGGAGCAAAUGAUGAUUGCCUGCAUUAAAAUCUCGAAAGAUGGUGGGUCAGAACAUGUGUUCCUUGUGGUGAUAAAUGAAGGGGAAAGUCCUUUAAAAGUGAAUGUCAUACUACCUAAUUCUAUACAAAAUAUUUUGACAGAUGUUGAAGUACCCAAACAUACAAGUAAAAAGAUAGAUAUAACAUCUUCUGUAGGCAAGAGCAAUAAACUGAUAGUGAGUUCUGGAGGUUCCCCAUGCGAACUUGUUUUAGUCCAGUCUGCUUCUGUGGACAAGAUUAUUCAGCAACUCUCUUUCUACUCUAAGCAAGUGACCCCUAUAUAUGCUGUAUACGCUUCUUUCCUCGUAACAUUACUAUUGGGAGGGACAUGGGCUUGUUGCAGAUUUAGGAAGAGAAACCAGCAGGAUGGAGUUCCAUAUCAAGAGCUCGAAAUGGGCCUUCCAGAAUCUACUGCAAAUGUGGAUGGCUCCGAAGGCUGGGAUCACGAUUGGGACGACGACUGGGAUGAGGAUGUUGAAGUGAAGUCACCCUCCGGGCACCAAGUAAGAAGUGUCUCUGCUGAUGGACUAACCUCUAGGUCUCCAAAGAGAGACGGAUGGGAGAAUGGCUGGGACGAUUAGGAUUACGCGAUAAACCCCAUACAAGAGUAAGAUGUAUACAGCCUUUGCCAAGGGGAAUAACAAUUGAUAGAAAAAUGUUUUUGCCAUGAUAGGAAAAUGUAAACACUGCCUUUUUAUAUAGGAUCUUUUGGGCUAAAGUGGAAGCUUCUUGUUUGUAACAUUUUUUCCCUCUUUGUUAGUAGUGUGAUAAAUGUUCAAAGAUUAUUCAA
This is a messenger RNA of Salvia miltiorrhiza (redroot sage), 1654 nucleotides long. RefSeq lists its product as uncharacterized. The record is from RefSeq and is a predicted model, not a curated record. NCBI's taxonomy places the organism in Eukaryota, Viridiplantae, Streptophyta, Magnoliopsida, Lamiales, Lamiaceae. The transcript is spliced from 4 exons. Bases 360 to 1445 code for a protein of 361 amino acids.